AUGAAGGCAGUCCUGAGCACAUGCCUUUUCUGGGCAAUGCUCUCUCCAGUUGUACCACUGAAAUGCAUCUCUGCGGUCAACACUACUGAACUCUCAGACGAAAAUGUUUCGGAAUGUAAACCUGGACAGAAUCUCUGUGUUGCCGGUGUUUUGAACACAAAGUCAGUUGCUAAUAGAGAGGAAGUUUUCUAUGGAUGUGCCGCGUCUAAAGUGUGCCAUUCGGGCCAUUACAGCUUCACUUCAACUCAGGGUAAAUUCCUUGACAUGACGAUCCACUGCUGCAGCAGUGACCUGUGCAACAAUGAAACUCUCACAAUUCCAGAUCACAAUGCUCUUACACCGAAUGGUAUGCAGUGCCCAGCCUGCUUCGCUGCCAAAUUUCAGAAUUGUACGAGUGAUAAGACCGUCAACUGCCUUGGGAAUGAGAAUCAGUGUGUUCAUUUUGAGGGAGCUCUUAUGGAAGGUUUUCAUAAAGGGGAUAGAUUCUUUUUCCAUGGAUGUGCAACAAAAGAUUUUUGUGCCAUAAAGGAAAAACAAAAGAAUGGUUUCGGACAUAUAGUCCGUAUUGGCAACACUAUUAUCACUGCCAGAAAAGAGAAUUGUUAUAAUGCUUCAUAAGUUUGAAGCCUAGUGAUCACAGCCAGG
Molecule: messenger RNA, 645 nt
Organism: Podarcis raffonei (Aeolian wall lizard)
Lineage: Eukaryota; Metazoa; Chordata; Lepidosauria; Squamata; Lacertidae
Product: phospholipase A2 inhibitor and Ly6/PLAUR domain-containing protein-like
Exons: 5
Coding region: 1-618 (205 amino acids)
Source: RefSeq, a predicted model, not a curated record